Anopheles stephensi (Asian malaria mosquito) is the source of this 2433-nucleotide messenger RNA. Its product is annotated as arginine/serine-rich coiled-coil protein 2-like. Lineage: Eukaryota; Metazoa; Arthropoda; Insecta; Diptera; Culicidae. The transcript has 5 exons. The record is from RefSeq and is a predicted model, not a curated record. The coding region runs from base 261 to 2261 and encodes 666 amino acids.
CAUCCAAUCUGCCCAUAGCAAAACCUGCUCAUGUAUAGAAUAUGCGAAAGAAGCCUGAAAAAGUUCUCUAGAAAUUCCUUCUGUCAAGUUGUUUGUUUGUUUCGGGCGCACUUUUGCAAAUCGACAAGAAACCCCUUUUUCAAACACCUGUACUGCUCUGUGUAGCGCAAAAUAUCAUCUCGGAUUGUUUUUGGAAAGUUUGAGCUUAAAGAACAGACGCUCUUGGCCUGUUCUGCGCGUCCUAGCCGUGGGAUAGCACCAUGGACUUUCUACGUAACUACGAAGCGGACGAGCAAGAGGAAGAAUCGGAGGACAUGGACUCGCAUCGGGAACAUACCGCGUCACCGACCGGUUCAUCGAGCUCCUCCUCCACGAAGGCCGGAUCACCCGAUAGAAGUGGCCACGCUAAACCAUCUUCCGCACGCCGUAAUGAUGAGAAGCAUGACGAUAGGAAGGAGGAAAAGAACCAUCAGCACAACUCGCGCAAGAAGCUGCAUGAGAACUCAUCGUCGCCCAGCGAUAGUCGCCGCUCGCGAUCCUCCUCCCGCUCGACGGACGGUUCCGGCUCCAGGUCUCGAUCGCGCACCCCAUCGCCCACAUUGCGUAGCAAAAGAAAUGGUGCCGAUGCUCACAAAUCGGCACAGAAAAGAUCUUCGGCUGGCAAGGAUAGCAAGGGUAGACAAUCGAAAUCACCGCAAGAUCAUCAUCGUCGCAGUACGGGUUCUGUCUCACAAACAGGCAGUGGCCCCAGUAGCAAUAAGAGCCCUGCGAAGGCAGACCAACAGGACAGACGCAAAUCUUCCCCACCGAAACAGGAUGCAAGCAGACGCGAUCGAAGCACAUCCCGUGAUCGGGAUCGUAAAAAUCGAGAAAAAGAACGUGAUCGUACGCGAGAUCGUGAGCGUGAACAGCACCGCAAUCGGGAGCGGGAACGUGAUCGGAAUCGUGAUCGGGACCGUGAACGAGAACGGGAGAAGAACCGGCAAAAGGAUCGUGAUCGUAAUCGCGAUCGGGAACGGGACAGAGAACGGGAACGAGACAGAGACCGGGAACGCAAUCGUCAUGAUCGUGGUGGUGAACGUGGUGCGACUCGCGAUUCACGAGGUGGCGACCAUCGUGAUCAGCGUCGAAGUGGAAGCAACUGGAGCAAAUCCAAUGAUCGAGACAAUAACCGACGCGGGUACGAUCGAAAGGAUGAUCGUAAGGACAAGCGAAGCGGCCGAGAUUACGAUAAGGAUCACCGUAGGAACCGUCGCUCAAACUCACGCGAGUCCCGCAACCGUCGGCGCUCUCGCUCUCGAUCCCGGUCGCGCUCGCGGUCGUGCGGUAAACCUUCACCACCGCGGGCCAGCCAGCAACAAACACCAACGUUACACCCACCCUACGCUGGCGGGCUGCUUCCAACACCAACCAGCCGAUUUUCACAAAACCCCACACCUCUGUUGCCCACUCCGCCCGCCACCCAAUCGCUGUUAGGAGUGCCUGCAGCACUACCUUCUUCAACUGCUGGCAUACCGUCCUUGAUGAGCAUCCCAACGAAACCGCCGCUCGGUUCGCUUAUUCCGCCAGCCGUUGCAGCCAAGCUCAACCUCUCGAACGAAGCUAAAGCAGUCCAGCUGGGUCUGCCGCUCCCUCAAGGUGCUCAACCUGCUCAAGAUCCAGCCAUCGCGAACAUACUGCUAUCCCGUAGCGCAUUGCUGCGUAAUACCGCGAAGGCGGCGCAGCUGGAAAAGAUGGGCAUCGAUGUGCUGCAGCAGAGCCAGAAAGCGGUCGACAGUGUGCCGCUCCCUUCGUACUACAAUCCGGGCGUUGUGAAUCCGGUCCGAUACGCGGAUCAGGUGCAGAAGCGCAAACUGCUUUGGAGCCACAAAACAACCGAAAGCAAGGAGGUGUCCUCGAACAUUAGCAAAUGGGAGCAGGCCAAGUUUGCCCAGGACACUGACGGACGGGUAGCGUCCAAAUUUCUCCGACUGAUGGGUGUCAAGGAUCCGAAGCCAGGCGAAGAAACGACCUCCCCGCCACCAUCCACCGCCGGCACUUCUUCGUCGCUCACGGCCACGGCCAGAUCAGGCGGCAGUGCUGGUGGAAUGGCGAGCAGUGGCGGCACGUCAAACGGCGGUGGCAAAGCGUCGGGAGAUAGUAUUAAGAAGCAGGAGGAACUGUUCUCCACGAUGGAACAGCAGUACGAGGUUGCGCGACAGGUGACCCACACGAUGCGUGGCGUUGGCCUUGGUUUUAGCUCCCAAGCUCGUCAGUUCUAAGCAGAGUCGGUUGUGUUUUUUUGUUUGUUUGUUUGUUUUGUUCGGUUGCUAUUAGCUGCAUAGAGUGUAGACCGGAAAAACGUCCUGCUCUUGGGAUGGACGCAGCUAGAGCAAAGCAUCAUUAUGAAAUAAACGGAUUACACUGUGAAGCCCCUCCUUCCUGACAAGCGGA